This is a messenger RNA of Nilaparvata lugens (brown planthopper), 3497 nucleotides long. RefSeq names its product S1 RNA-binding domain-containing protein 1. Gene Ontology annotation, biological process: translation; nucleobase-containing compound metabolic process. The coding region runs from base 256 to 3138 and encodes 960 amino acids. The record is from RefSeq and is a predicted model, not a curated record. The transcript is spliced from 16 exons. Lineage: Eukaryota; Metazoa; Arthropoda; Insecta; Hemiptera; Delphacidae. Gene Ontology annotation, molecular function: mRNA binding; structural constituent of ribosome.
AGUUAAAGUAACAUAACCUCAAUCAUCAACGUCAUUAGCAUCACAAUAAUAGCACAAAUAGCUUAUCUAUUUAAUUUAGAAAUAAAUAGCAAUAAGCAACAGUUAAACUGCUCUAGAUUAAUCAACAGCAGUAGAUUAAAGCCAUAGUUGCUUAGUUUCUUAAAAAUUGAAGUUUGGGGAAUGAUCUGAUUAGUAGAGAUUAUUUUGUUUAAAAUUACAUUUUGACAAGAAAGAUUCAAUUUCAUAUGAUUCAAGAUGUCUGACAGUGACAAUUCACAAAGUUCGGAUGACUUACGGGUGAAGAAAACCAGGAAACGAAAGAUUGAAAGCGAUGAUGACGAAUGGAUUCCUGAAGAGGAACCAGCUGCUAAGAAAAAUGCAAAAUCAAGUAAGAAAAUCAAGUCCGAAGAUUCAUCAACCAGAACCAGAGUUAAGAAAGAAGCUCAGCCCAAAGUUAAGAAAGAAACUCAGGCUAAAGUUAAAAAAGAAGCACAGCCCAGAGUCAAGAAAGAAACUCAACCCAAAGUAAAGAAAGAAACUCAACCCAGAGUCAAGAAAGAAACUCGAGCCAAAGUUGAAAAAGAACUUGAAAACAAAAUAAAAGAAGAACCAAAAGUAAAACAAGAACUGAAUCACUCAUUCGAAGAAUACGAUGAAGAAAAUAAACAAUAUCAGUUUGGUAUGUCAUCAAACCAUACUUUCAAGAAAGAUGAUAAGGAGAAUGCCUUCCAGUCAAUGAAAGGAGAGGAACAAGAAAUAAAGUUCGAUGGUGAGGCCAGUAGUGAUCUUUUUGAUGACAAAAAAUAUCUGAAAAUCAAACCAGCUUGGCUACCAGAGGAGCUGCUUUCAGAAAUGAUGGACUUGAACAUUGUGAUAUCAAGAAAUAUUAUUUUACUUUUCGAAGCUGAUAAUACGAUUCCAUUCAUAGCUCGUUAUAGGAAAGAACUAAUUGAUAAUAUGGCUCCUGAGAGGCUGCGCCAAGCAAAGGAAGCAUAUGAAACAAUCAAGGCUAUCCAGGCAAAGGCAGCUACAAUACUGAAAAUGAUUGAUAAGGCGGGCAAAAUGAAUCCUGUCCUGGAACAAUGCAUUCUCGGCGCUAGGAGCUUCACCGAACUUGAACAUAUUUAUGCACCUUACAAGGUGGGUGGCAAAAAAACAAAGGCUGACAAUGCAAGGAAGCUGGGCCUUGAAGAGGCCGCGUUGAGUGUGUUGAACGGCACAGGGUACAUCUCGCUAGAGUCUUUCUUAAAUCCGGCUGUUGAUGGCUUAUCCACUGUGUUCGACGUAGAAAACAAUAUUUCAUUCAUAAUUGCAGAUGUUAUUUCAAAAGAUAAGGAGGUCUUGGAUCAUCUUAGAAAAUUGCAAAAAGAUGCUCAUAUCAAGAUUGAGUGCUCCAAAUCUAAAGCGACCAAAAGUACAGAAGGAAAAGCUAAGAAAGAAAAAGAAAACAAAUCCAACAGCAAUAAACAUCAGAAUAAGGAUGAUACUGAAGGAAAAUAUCAAAACUACUAUUCAUUCUCACAAAACAUAAAAUUCAUCAAACCUCAUCAGGUAUUGGCAAUAAACAGAGGAGAAAGUCAAAAAGCGCUAUCAGUAAAAAUAGUCGUCAGUGAUUGGCUGAGUAAAGCCAUGUUCUCGUUCUGUCAAAGAAAAUUCAUGAAUCAAGGUCGUCAUUAUCCUUUGAGAACGCAUUUUUUCAAGAAGAGUUUUGAUGAUGCUUACAACAGGCUAAUUCAGCCUCUGGUAGUGCGUAGUGUUCGAUCAGAACUAAAUAGAGUUGCUGAAACCGCUGCCAUCGAAGUAUUCGCAACCAAUUUGAAGAAACUCCUACUCAGUCCUCCAUUGAAAGGGAAAACCAUCUUGGCACUUGAUCCAGGUUUCAAAAACGGGUGCAAAGCUGCAGUGACAUCAUCAACUGGUGUUAUUUUAGAUGCCACUGUUCUUUACUUCAAACUCUUCAAUAAUUCCAAUCCUUCGAAUGAUCAGGCUGCCUCAAAACUCAGAGAUAUGAUAAUCAAACAUCAAUGCGAAUUGAUAGGAUUGGGCAAUGGAACUGCCUGCCGUGAAACUGAAAACUAUUUGAGUCAGUUGAUAUCGAUUGGAUGGUUUAAGCCUGUUGAUGUCAAGUAUACGAUUGUCGACGAAACGGGCGCAUCCAUAUACAGCUGCAGUCCUGAAGCAGCCAAGGAGUUUCCAGACAUGGAUCCCAACCUUAUAAGUGCUGUUUCGCUGGCCAGAAGACUUCAGGAGCCAUUGUGCGAACUGGUGAAGAUCGAGCCGAAGCACCUGGGCGUGGGCAUGUACCAGCACGACGUGCCAGUCAAGCAGCUCAGCUCCACUCUGGACGAGGUCGUCUCCGAGUGUGUCAGCUUUGUCGGCGUCGAUGUCAACACUGCCUCGCAUUCUGCUCUCAGGAGGGUGGCAGGAUUGAAUGCUUCAAGAGCUACGAAAAUAAUCGAAUUUAGAGAAAGCAACUGCUCAUUCACGAAUAGACAGCAGAUUCGUCUGGUGAAAGGCAUUGGAGAUAAGAGCUACGAACAAUGUGUUGGCUUCAUACGAAUCAUACCACAAACUGCUACCCAAUCAAUGAAUGUUAAAUCAGAGAGUAAUACAAAGAAAAAAGUAGGCGUCGAGAAAGAUCUGAAUCCAUUGGACCAGACAUGGAUUCAUCCAGAAAACUAUUCUGUUGCCAAAAGGUUCAUUACGAAGUGCAACUUGGAACUGGAAAAUCUAGGAACUGCCAAUUUUAUUCAACGAAUCAAAGAAACUGUUUCAAGGUUUGGAAUAACUAGUCUUGCCAGUGAGUUUGAAAUCUCGGAGGAGCAAAUGAAAUUGAUCAGUGAAGGAUUACAAGUGGCACCUGACUAUGACUUCCGCUCCAACUUCAGUCAACCGCUGUUCAGGAGAGGUGUUAAGUCAAUGGAGGACAUUCGUGUUGGUGAUGUUCUAACUGGUCGAGUUAAAAAUGUGACACAUUUCGGCUCGUUUGUUGACAUUGGCGUGGGCAGUGACGGCCUGAUACCUGCUAGCAGGCUGAGGAAUGUGUCGCCCCAACUGGGGGACAGAGUCGAGGUGAGGGUUAUCAGUGUCGAAGUAGAGCGUAGACGUAUCGGUCUCGAUGUACUUAGGAUACUGUAGAAUGUACGUUAGUUACCGAAUUAGUCAAGGAUCUUUGAUUUAGCAGUCAUAAAGGCAACUUGACAGAUAAGGCUACAAUGGUGGCCCAAGGAUACGCCAUCUGAAUUCUAGGCUCUACAAUUAUAAUGAAAAGUGAGUUGAUUUGGUUCUGUUAAUGGAAUCUAUGAUCCGAAACCCUUGUAAGGCAUUAUGGUUUAUGACUAGAAUAACAAAUAAAUGAGUUCUAGUGACUAAAUAGGUACGUACGAUUUAUAGUACCGAAACUCAUUAAAACAUUAUGCUCAAGGACUCCAGAAUCUCAUAUAAGUGAAUAAAAAAUCUUUCCAGCACCUUAUAUCAUGUUAUUAAUUCGUAGUAAA